AUGUCCGCCUCUCUAUUUUAUAGUGCGAAAUCUGACAUAGAACUUUCCGAUAUCAUCAUCUCCUUUCUGUGCGCCCUUCAUGUUGGGAACAGAGUGGAGGAAGAGGAAGCAAACAAGAUAAAGGAGCAGCUGCAGGAGCUCAUUUCCUCCCAGAAAAAUGGAGAGUUCGCGAUUUCUUGCUGCAAGGAACUGCUGGCAAAUUGCAAUAAUGUGCAAGAUAAAGACAUUGAGAGCAUUUUCUAUAUUCUUAUGGAAGUAUUGAAGAAGCAAGGCAUGACCGAGGAAGUUAAGAACACCUGCCUGGAGAUCUGCGAUCUGCUGUUCUCCUCGUCCUUGCUGAUCACUCUCAAGGCCAGAUUGUGUUCAUUUUGCGCUGUCUAUUAUCCUCAAUUCGAUGCCUUCCUUCAAAUCUUGCCGAAAUCGCUCGAAGAGUUCUACAAGUUCCUCAUGAGCCAAAACAACGACUUCUGGAGCGACGUGAUCGAGGACUAUCGCGGCGUGCUUCUCUCCCUGCACCAAACUCUCACCUCCAUGAAGCGCGAGUCCCUUCUCUCCCUCUCCUUCACCUCUAGAAAGGAAGCCUAUCUCUGCCUGCUGAAGCUGCUGAGCACCUACACAGCCACCGAUGCGGAGUACCAGAAAUACGCCGUGGAGUGCGCCGUCACCCAGCUCAAGCACAUGAUCCUCGACGAGGACACGCGCGCGCGCGAGCAGUCCGUCUUCGCGGGCCUGCAGCAGUCGCACCCGAACCUCUUCCAGCUGCUGCACAUCGUGAACAAGGGCGACAUCGCGGGGCUGGAGGCGUUCGUGAAGGAGCACGCGGAAGUGCUGAGCGAGUUCGAACUCAGCGAAACUACCAUGCUGAGACAGUGCAGAAUGCUCGCCUUCACGAAGCUGUGCAACGGAAAGCAGCUGAUGACGUACAAGGAGAUCGCGGAGCAUCUGCACGUGUCGGAGAACGAGGCCGAGCGAUGUGUGGUCGAUGUGGUCAAGAACGGGCUGGUUGAGGGAAAAAUGGAUCAAAUGAAGGGAGAGUUCGUGGUGUCGCGAAUUCUGUGCUCGGUGGUCGACGGGGAGUGGGAAAACAUGCUGGAAAAGGUAAUUCAGUGGAAGGAGAACGUGCAGUAUAUUUUGGAUAGCUGCAAUACCUAUACGAUAUCGGAGAAUUGA
Blastocystis hominis is the source of this 1170-nucleotide messenger RNA. RefSeq lists its product as hypothetical. Gene Ontology annotation, cellular component: eukaryotic translation initiation factor 3 complex. Lineage: Eukaryota; Bigyra; Opalinata; Blastocystidae. The record is from RefSeq and is a predicted model, not a curated record. The transcript is spliced from 8 exons. The coding region runs from base 1 to 1170 and encodes 389 amino acids. Gene Ontology annotation, biological process: cytoplasmic translational initiation.